CGAAUGAAUUUAGGUAUGAAGCUGUUUAUGAGGUAAUUAUAAAUAUAUGAAAAUGCAAAGAAAGUGUUUGCUCGUCAGUGUGCCGCAGGUCUGCCGCCGGUAGGCCGGCGAUCUACCGCCGACUGACCUGCUGCAGUCGCCGGUCGGAGAAAUCGAAAAUCGUAUAUGGUCGCCGGUCUACCGCAGGCAGACCGGCGGUAAGCUGCCGGUCCCGGGAUUAUUGCCUAUUUUGUCGGCGGUCAGGCCCCGAUCGGCUUAUCGGGAGUCAUCGGGGACGAUCGGGACCGGGAAUGUGUGAGAGCCCCUUUAGUCUUCUCCGUGGCCUUAGGAGCCGGAUACGUUUAAAAAUAAGCACAAAUUUAAGACGCCAGGAAAAGUGCUACAUAUUUAUUACCCCUGAUAUUUUUCUCUUUCUCUCUUCCCGUCGCAAGAACGUAUACGAUCACAAAGAAGUCCGGAUUUUCCUCAAGCAAUAAAUAAGCACAAGGGAUGCCGUCAUGACGUCUUUUCCUUGGAUUGAACGUCUUAUCGCGUUCUCGGUAUUACGCGCAUGUGGCCGGCCGCCAAGCAUUUCCAGCUGUCAGCUCUAAUUAUUGGCCAAUUUUCUUUAUAGAAAUUUUUAUUGGGCACAAUGUUGGGAAAAAGAACAGGAAUUAAUUAAAGAGUAAAAAGAAAAGUGUAAUAGAGGAAACAAAAGGACAGAAAAGGUAAAUGCAAAAAGAGAUCGAACACCAACUUGACUGAGUAAGCUCAGGGCUCGUGGCAGCUAGGUGAAGUGUGUAUGUGCGGUGGACUCCCAAGUCGACCGUGGUGAACGUCACCUAAACUACAACAAAACAAAAGACAAGACAGUGAAGAAGAUGAAUCACAGAAAACGGGAAGGUCUAUCAUCCGCCGGAUAUAAGGCUCAGUUCGAAUCCGGCUACGCAUGUUCCGAUGCCGGACGCAUAUUUAUAAUCUGUCUACACAAAAAUCCCCCUUCAAUGUUUGAGCUAGGGGGCUGGUUAUAGGCCAUGGGACCACGGGCUCUAAAAAAUACCACUGGCCCAAGGCUCCUCCCCCACGCAUGACAUCAUAUCUGACGUCAUAAACCUCGCCAAUCACAGCGCUACUACAGGGUGUCUAAGCAAGGUCAAAGGGAAUAAUGCGUGCAGGAGGAGCCUCGAUCGGGCCAGGGGAAUGUUAAUUUGUGUUUACCCGGAGCCUUGUCCAGGGUUUUCCUUGAUUGACUGAUUGAUUGCUUAUUGUUGCAGGUAUACAACAAAGAAAGGAAGGAACCUGCCAUCCCAACCCCCAAGCAAUACAUAAUGUGAUAGUACAACUAUUGACAUAUAUGUAGAUAGCACCAAUCCUUAGGUAGCACCAUGAUAAGAAAGAAAAAAAUCAUGGUAGCUUACAAUGGUGGGAGCCAGCAGCUGUCACAGAACUGAGAACGCUAUGCAUUGCCUGGGAGUCGGGAUGAAAUGUUACUCCCUUAAUUCUCCGUUGUUAUGUACUGUACCUUUACAAUAUUAAGCCAUUAAUCAAUCAAUCAUUACCAGCCCAGUUUCCGUUUAUAAAUCUGUCCCUCUUUGAUAAUGGAAAGCAUCACUACAUGCUACAUGGCAACUCCCACGCGGUCUUGGCCUGGGCUGGGCGGAAACAAGUUGUAAACAAACCGUUGCACCACAUUACGUCAAAGUUUCCAUAAAACACCCACGAAGAAGAAAGUUUCCUGUGAUUAUUUUCUUGUCGCCCAUCUUCUUAGUCAUAUGAUUCGUUAAGCUGUCCCGCGUCUACUGUGUGGCGACAAGAGGCUGGAGGUGCCCUGGCUGUGCUCUCUCCCUUGCCCCGUUACGUAUCGAGAUAAAAAGCAAAUACGUUUCGUGACGCAAAAAUGCCCAAGAGAGCUUGACACCACUUUACACGGUUCUUUUUUUUUUUCCUUGCACUGCCCAAUAUUCCUCGCGGUCACCCUCAAAGCCUCCCUCACUUCCUGUCCACAGACAAUCGCUGAAAGAAGUGUUUGUUCUAUCACUCGUUACAGUGUUUUGUGAGGAUUUACUUUUAUUUCUGGUUAGUUUUCAUGCUUUCAUUGUUAAAUUGCUUUGCACAUGUAAUGGGAAUAGUUAGAUUAAUUUAAAGCACAUCAAAACCUACCAGUGAAAACAGUUUUGUCUGCUACCAAGUUAGGUCUUUAAGGGGUAUUUACCUAAACUACAACAGUGAUUGCAAAUAUAUCAGGAGCUGGUGCAGCAAAGGUUAGAGCUUCGCAUCUACACCCGCCAAUCAAGGCUACCUAUACAGAAAGUGAGGUGUAUGGGGAGACACCCUUGCCCUGAAGCAGCUGAAGGGUGGCGUGGCAGGAAGUGUUUGACAAGAGGCACCACGCAAGCAGUGGCAAAACAACAACCAUGAGAGAAGAGGGUAAAAGAGAAAGCACAUUCUCUUGAUCACAUAGUUGACUUGAGAGACGAGUCAAGCCAUCAAUAGUCAUUUAGAAGUCCACCAGUCACCUUGUUUCCUGUGGCAAUGGAGUGCUCCUCCUCUCAAGAUGAUUUUGAGGAGACAUACAAGGUCCUACACUUCUUCCGCAAUGAGUGUAGUAACAUCUUGGCACAGCUCUUGGUCAAGGAGCUGAGGAACAGCAACUAUGUCAAGGGGUUACUGGAGAGCAACAGAGAAGGCACCCUUAGCAUGUCCCUCUUCAGGCUACUGAAGACUGUGAGCUCGAAAGGAAAGAAGAAAGCAUCAAAGAAAAGUCAAUGCACGACAGAAGAACCCGGCAGUUUCUCUAAAACUCAGCACCUCAAUAACCUAAAGUACAACGAGGAUGACCUCGCUCCUAUACAAAUCGGACAAAUGCUGCUGGAGGAAGGUGAGACAGUUUCAACUGUUGAACGCCUCAGUAACCUUGAUUCUGCAUUCCUUCUCUGGAUCCUCACCAAUGAAAUCCUUGAAUUCCCUCACACACAAGAGGUGAAUGAGGCUCUGGCCACCCUAAGGGAGAUCAGGAACAGCAUCUACCAUAGGGACAGUUACAAGAACAGCAACAAGAGUGUACCAGAGCUGCUUGAUCAGCUCUGCACAAUGGCCAAGUUUCUAUGCCAGUAUCUGGGCAAAGAUGAUGCCUAUUUCCAGAGUUACAUGUCUUACACGCCAAGCAGUUUCAGCCCAAUAUUUAGAGAGCUGCAGCAAGAGAUCUACAACAGCUACCUUGACAGCAUCCUCCGACGAGACUCUUACCAUCACCAGAUCAUGCAGCCCACCAUCAAGCACAUCAGAGGGGACUGCCGGUCAGAUGAGAUUGUGGAGAACCUGGUAAAUUUUUUGGCUGAGAAUCAGGUGCGAGUGAGUGAGGAGCCCCGCCCGGUCCUGUUGUGUGGGGCGGCCGGGGCUGGCAAAACCUCCACCCUGCACUGUCUGACCCUUACUGUUAUUCAUAAGCAGUGUAGUGAUGGAAGCUUCCCUUUGGUGGUGAGGGUGGACGAGAUAGAGAUGAAGUACAAAACAAGGGAGGAGUUCUGGAAGUGUCUGUUCAAGCAACUCGCUAAACUCUGUCCACAAGCAGAGAAAAAAUAUGGCCAAGAGGAAGUGGUCAGUGUCUUGUCGAGCUACUCCAACAGUAACAGUUUCCUCUUCCUGAUGGACCAGAACAUCCAGGGCACAAGGAGCCUCAACUCCCUGAUGCCUUACAUGGACCGUGGGACGUGGGUGCUGUCCUACCGGGGGGUGCCAGAUCCCUCCAAUUUCUACCGUGUGCUCAAGAUGGAGUCUCUCUCGGAGGGUCAGGUCAAUCAGUUGCUGUCUGCAAUCAUCAAGCCCAAGGAGCAGUGUAACCUUGUGUCUCAGUUGUAUGAGAGGUGUGACUAUAAGGGACUCAUUGAUACUCCAGACAUGGUGUGCAUUUUUGCCAAGGUCUGCUUGGAGAUACAAAGUUGCGAUUCCUUCUAUAGGCUCAUUCAGAUUUACAUAUACAAAAAUAUUCCUGCAACAGAUGAGAAUGAAACAGAGUUGAUAAAGCUGGGGAAAAAGGCAUUUCAUACAAUAAAACUAAACAAGAAGUAUUAUGAAGAAACUUCUUUGAAUGACAUAGCAGACAUUGUGUGGCGUUUGUUCCUGGAGCCUGCCCAAUCAAAGAGAUUCUUCUUCAAAUAUCGGGUAGUGGAAGAUUACCUGGCAGCCAAGUAUGUUGUGAAGGAGACCGAGGUGGCCUGCGAGUCGUGGCUGAAACAAGCGACACUCUUCAAGAGGGUGUUUGAGAUAGUGUGUGCCUUUUGGUGCAAGGAAGAGGACGGCAUCAAGAACAACCUCCCCUACAUCAGGAAGUACCUUCAGAAGCUGUUUGAAAUUGGGCCUCACAAAACAAGAAGAAAGAAAAGGAAAGAGGAAGCAAUGGAAACUGACGAGAUUGCCAAGGACAAUGAUCAUGCCACCAAUCAAAACAACUUUGUGCGAUGGAAUUUCUUAUCAAAACUGGCAAAGGACAACCAGAACAAUCAAGACAUCUUGCUCAUACUAGCAGAACUCUUGGCCUGCAAAAAUUCCUGGCUCUUUAAAUGCAAAUCAGUAACUGAAAAAUGCUUAGACAACCUUUCUCUGGUGUUUAGGCAUAUUAAACUAACUAAAGAGCUAACCAUCAAGCUGGAAAGUGGCCCCAACGUGGCCAUGCUAACCAAGCUGUGGGGUAUGCUCAGUGACCAUGAGGGGGUCUGCAGCAACACCACCGUCCAGCUGGUCAUCCAUUACACUGAGACAAACUGGAUCAUGCAUGAAAAAUUCCUCACAAUGUUUCCUGCCACUGUAGCUCAGACCACAGCACCACUCUACAUCACCAAGUAUGUGGGUCCCCUGCUGUGCUCUGGGACCGAACAGUUCCUGAAGUGCUUGUGCAUGCAACGGCUGGAUGUUCUGGAUGCUUAUGUGUGUGACUUUGGCUCCUUACGUGAGGUUUUGGAACACCGACAGAAGCUGAGGAGUGUUGUUGUGAGGCUUAACUUUAGAGUAGCAGAAUUGGAGAUACCAAACAUAAUGAUAAAGCUGUCCUCCUCCUUCCCUCUCAACCUCACCAUCACCUACUUUGAGGGUUUACAGGCACUGCUAGACAAGAUUGAGUCACCGCGUCGCCUCUCCUCUCUUAGAAUCUACAGAGUUUAUAUUCAUGAAGGCUUCCAUUUGGACUUAAGUCGUUUCUCAAAGCUGGAAUUCCUGUCCAUCAAAUUUGUUCAUAUGGGAAAGUUACCAUCUCACUAUCUGUUAGAAGUGUCUGAAGAGAAGAUGGAGGUGGAUGACAUUGAAAACAAAAGAAAAGUCUCCCGGCUGCCCCUUGAACAGUGGGCAUUACAGCUUGUACUCAAUCUGCACCUCCCUGCAAGGCUGGGGAGACUACUGUUGAGGAACCUCUCAUUCUGUGAUGAUACCAAUAUACCCAUUUUAAACAGGUACUGGAGGGGGCUGCCAUUUCAGAGACUAGUCCUGUUAGAUACUCAUCUCUCCAUGUCAAAGUUCAAAGAAAUCUUGCAGAGCCUCGUUAAUGAUUCCAAAGUAGACGAUGUCAGAGAAAGUCUUGAAAAGAGAUGUCGAUUAGAAGAGGAGGAUCCAGAAUCUCUAAAGAAUGCCAUGAAGCAAGAGCGUCUUGUGAGACAAGAAAGGGAGAAUAAAAGACGGCAUAAGCCAGAGGGGAAGGAAGUGAUAAUUACUAGUGAUGCCAAGCUGUGCAGCGAGUGCCACCUCUUGUCCUGCACCUGUGUCCAACCCAGCAUCAGCCACAGCAGGGACACCUACCACGACUUUGUCACCUUGGUGAAUGACAUCUACUCUUAUGAGAUCCUCAGCAUCAGCUACAACAGCAAGGACAUCAUACUGAGGAAGGACUUGUGUGGAGACCUGCACCUACAGUGUCCGUUAGCCUUCCUGAACGAUGAGAUGGCAGAGCGACUCGAGUCGGCAAACCCUGAGUUGUUGCAGGGGCACAGGUACCUGCAAGAGCUGAGCCUGGUACUGGGAGCCCUGGCCCUGGCUCAGGCCAUUAGCCUGACUCACACUCACCUUUCCCACAAAGGCGCUCUUUGUCUGUUGAAACACCUAAAGAAGAAGAAGCAACAGUUUGGCAGUAUUGAACCCUUCAGGCUGACUAUUUUCUCCCGCUAUUACCACACCUGCUCCAAAUCUGUUGAAGAAAUGCGACAUAGCCCCUUCACGAGGGAGAUACAGAAAGAUGACAGCUUGCAGCAGUUCAACUUCCGAUGUAACUGUAUGAAGAGGUGCCAUAAUUUCAAGAAGUCCAUUAAUGGCACUAUAUAUUUCAAUGAUGUUCUCUUUAAUGGAAAAUGAAGGAUAAUUCAGUGCUCAUCAGAACUUCAGACAAAAACUUACAUCACCUGUUAAUACUCAUUCACUUUAAAUAUAUAUUAUGCUAAUACAAUUAUGCACCUUAUAAUUUUUAAGCUUGAUAGGCUUGAGUGGGGAAAGAAAUUGGUUCCAGGCUCCCUGGCAGUGUUAUGUUGGCAAUGUACGAUACAGGCAGCCUCACUUAUCACUCAGUAGGGACAUACAGGGUUGCCUUCCCCACCCUUCAGUGUUAUUGUAAGAGGUGCAUUCUUCUUUUAAGAGAGCACAAAUG
Eriocheir sinensis (Chinese mitten crab) is the source of this 6601-nucleotide messenger RNA. RefSeq lists its product as uncharacterized. The transcript has 4 exons. The record is from RefSeq and is a predicted model, not a curated record. Lineage: Eukaryota; Metazoa; Arthropoda; Malacostraca; Decapoda; Varunidae. The coding region runs from base 2512 to 6312 and encodes 1266 amino acids.